AGAACCCCUCUACUUCCGCCUUGUGAUGGUAGAGUCCACCUACGUCCUGCGCGGGAGCGGAAAAACAUGCAUGCGACAGACUCACAGUGCGGAAAAGGAGAGCUUAAUAUGGCUCGAGAAGACUGGAAGCCGGGAGAUCUUAUAUUUGCUAAGAUGAAGGGUUAUCCUCACUGGCCUGCAAGAAUUGAUGAAGUGCCAGAUGGUGCAGUGAAACCAUCUAACAUCAAGUAUCCUAUUUUCUUCUUUGGUACCCAUGAAACAGCUUUCCUGGGUCCAAAAGAUAUCUUUCCAUACCUACCAAACAAAGAGAAGUAUGCAAAGCCCAACAAGAGGAAAGGCUUCAAUGAAGGGUUGUGGGAGAUUGAAAACAACCCAAAAGUUGAACUCACUGCACCUAAGCCGGUUCCUCCUGAGUCUUUCACUGGAAAGGAUUCGGACAGCGGCGCAGAAGGAGAAGAAGCAGCUGAUAAAGAAGUAAAAUCCAAUGUUCCAGGAAGUGAGGCUGAGCAGGAGAAUGUGGAGGAGGAGGAGGAGGAGGAGGAAGGGUCUCUGAUGUCUGAGCAGGGCCUUCAGAACCAGGAUAGUUCUGACCCGAAGGAAUCAACAGAUGUUUCCAAAUCCAAGCGAGGAAGAAAGAAAAAGAGUGUUUCAGACCAGGAGAAUGACAAAGAUGAGGCUCCAGCAAGUCCUGUUAGUCCCUCAGGUGGAGAAGGUCCUAAAAAAAGAGGCAGGAAGCCCAAAAGUGAGAAGUUGCUUUUGCUUCAGCAGCAGGAGCAGCAAGGCUCUGGAAGUGAAAUAGACUCAAAUGAAUUGGACAAAAAGAGGAAGCGAGCACCAGAAGACAAACAGCAAAGUGUAGAAGAAGAAAAGAGAAAGAAGAGGGAAGGCAGCAAAGGGAAGGAUGCAGAGGUCAAAGAGCCUGAAGCCAAGAAGAAAAAACAGUCCAAGGAUGACGGCUCCUCUGGUUCUGAUGAUGACGAGUCUCAGAAAAACAGAAGCAGAAAGAAACUGCAGAACUCAGAAAUGGACAAAGACGUGCGGCGGUGGAAGGCAGAUGAAACGAGAGAACCGAUCAAAGAUGAUGUGAAGAAAACAGAGACAGCACCCAAGAAGAAGGAAAUGUCAACUGACUUGAAACUCCAGAAACUCCACAGUGCAAUCAGAAUUUCACUGAAAAUUGACAACCCUGAUAUUAAAAAGUGUUUGGAUGCAUUAGAUGAAAUAAGCACUCUUCAAGUCACCACUCAGCACCUGCAGAAACACAGUGAACUUAUUGCAACAUUAAAAAAGAUUCGGAGAUUCAAAGCCAGCCAGGACAUCAUGGACAAAGCCACCAUGUUGUAUAACAAGUUUAAAACCAUGUUUCUUGUUGGAGAAGGAGAUUGUGUGCUCAGCCAAGUGCUUAACAAGUCUUUAGCUGAACAACGGCAAUAUGAAGAAGCAAAGAAAGGAGCACUAAAGCGAGCUGAACUUGUCAAAGACAACAACACAGACAAGAUGACCAAUGGAGAUGUGAGUCCUGAAGAGAAGAAACAUGAGAUGGAAAAGCAUGAAGAUGCUUCAGCUGGAGAAAAUCACAGUGCUUCAAAGGUUCAAGAGUCCACCUGAGUGACCAACUUGCCUGAAGAAAGAUUUGCUGCUGUAUUAAUACAACUUUAAGAAAAUAGUGUCCAGUUUUCUGAACCUUCUAGUCACUUUUGCUGCUCAAAGAUUGAAUUGAAUCAGUCACAUGCCCCACAAUGUCUCACUGCAUAUUCUAUUUUUGUACUCUUGAAACCUUGUGCUAGCUGCUGUGGAUGUACUGAAUUCAUGUCGGUGUGGAAUAUAUUUGUAAAUCUGCAGUACUUGAAUGUUGAUGCUAAUGAACAUGCUCACAGGAAACGGUUUGGACCAUCUGGCUCCUUUUUCCAUUUCUAUUGAAGUAAAUAUUUGGGGUCCCAUCAUUUCAUUUUGACUUAACUUAGCUUGACUUCACAGUCAACUCUAUAAAAUAUGUAAAAGUAGCUGUUUUAACUCUGUAAUGCAUGUUUCAUAGACUCAUAAUGCACAAACUUAAGAAAAUUGCCAAAGUUACCUUAACAAAAUGCUUUGUUUGAGUAUCUUUUAGGUUUUCUUUUAACAUAGAUGUAAAUAAGAUUUAUUUUUUUUGUUCCUGUCUGAUGACCAGUUUCACCAUCUAGUAAUAAAGCAGUAGAUAUGGUA
This is a messenger RNA of Austrofundulus limnaeus, 2202 nucleotides long. It is a transcript of the gene psip1a, whose product is annotated as PC4 and SFRS1 interacting protein 1a. The transcript is spliced from 17 exons. Bases 67 to 1608 code for a protein of 513 amino acids. The record is from RefSeq and is a predicted model, not a curated record. NCBI's taxonomy places the organism in Eukaryota, Metazoa, Chordata, Actinopteri, Cyprinodontiformes, Rivulidae.